AUGGCAACCAACUCAGAUUCAACGACAAGUUUAACAUCAGCUAUUGCAAAUAGCCUGAAAGUUACUGAUAACGAUCUUUCUGAUUUGAUUAAAAUACAAGGUGAUCUUGUACGAAAACUUAAAACUGAAAAAGCUCCAAUUGAACAAGUAAAAGAAGCUGUUGACAAAUUACUCAGUUUAAAAAAAGAACUUGCUGAUCACCAAGCAGCCAACGGUGGAGAGGAAGAAGCAAGCAGUGGUUCAAACCUUCUCAAAACACCUCGAGGUACACGUGAUUAUCAUCCUGCUCAAAUGAAAAUUCGUGAACAAGUUUUUAAAACAAUUACUGAUUGCUUUAAGCAACACGGAGCAGAAACAAUUGAUACACCAGUUAUCGAACUUACGCAACUUCUGACAGAAAAAUAUGGUGAAGAUUCUAAACUUAUUUAUGAAUUAAAAGAUCAAGGUGGUGCAGAACAAUUAGCUUUACGUUAUGAUUUAACUGUACCAUUUGCACGUUAUGUCGCACAAAAUAAAAUUUCGAGUAUGAAACGAUAUCACAUAGGAAAAGUUUAUCGACGUGAUAAUCCAAAAAUGACACGAGGCCGCUAUCGAGAAUUUUAUCAAUGUGAUUUUGAUAUUGCCGGUGAUUUUGAUGCUAUGGUACCGGAUGCAGAAUGUAUUAAAAUUAUUAUAGAAAUUCUUGAUAAACUUGAUUUGGGAUCAUAUAAAGUUUAUGUAAGUAUUCAGGUUAUGAUAAAUAAUUCAUAUUGCUCGAAUUAUAUACUUUUUACCGGGACGAAUACACUUAUCGACCCCUUUCUCCUUUUUUUUAUGAUCCAGGCCGACUAAUUAGCUACUGGGGAGUUCAUUAAAAGUAUUCCCAAGAGUAUCAGACCAAUAAUUUACGACAUAUAUGAAAAUUUAGACUUAAGUUUAACACUGUAUAAAAGGUUUAUUUUUGAAAUAAAAUAUAAUGAAAGCAGGCCCGUAGCCAGG
Messenger RNA from Adineta steineri, 978 nucleotides. Lineage: Eukaryota; Metazoa; Rotifera; Eurotatoria; Adinetida; Adinetidae. The record is from the annotation of a GenBank genome assembly.